Molecule: messenger RNA, 1274 nt
Organism: Olea europaea var. sylvestris
Lineage: Eukaryota; Viridiplantae; Streptophyta; Magnoliopsida; Lamiales; Oleaceae
Product: 3-ketoacyl-CoA synthase 20-like
Exons: 1
Coding region: 302-1090 (262 amino acids)
Biological process (GO): fatty acid biosynthetic process
Cellular component (GO): membrane
Molecular function (GO): acyltransferase activity, transferring groups other than amino-acyl groups
Source: RefSeq, a predicted model, not a curated record
GAUAGUUGCACCCCCUACCUCUACCCCUGACACCACCACAGUUCAUUUCUUUAAAUUCUUAUACCACUUCCAAUCCAAUUCUGCAAGAAGCCCUUUCUCUUUCUGAUUCCUUGCAAGAUUCUACAGAUUAUUGAUACAAAAUCUUUCUUUUUCAAACCAAAUUACUGAAUCUUCCUUAUAGUUUAAACUACAUUUAGUUUCACAUUUAGCUUUCUUUAGCCAGUUAAUGCCCAGUCGGAUUCAUUUUUCAUCAAAAAUUUUCGUUGUUUAGGCCGUAGAGAGUUUUUCUAGUGAUAAAGCAAUGGGGAAUGAGCAGAAGGCGAAUUCCGAAUCAGGAAAUAUAUCGAUCGAGGCUGAUCUUGAAAGGAAAGGGAAUACUCUCCCCAACUUUCUCCUUUCUAUUAAGCUCAAAUAUGUGAAACUUGGUUACCAUUACUUAAUUUCACAUGCUCUGUAUCUUUUGUUAGUCCCACUACUUGGGAUUGUUUCUGCACAUUUUUCGACUUUAUCUGUCGAAGAUUUAGUCCUUCUAUGGAGUCAGCUGAAAUUCAAUCUUGUCACGGUAGUUGUGUGUUCUGUUCUAAUGGUUUUCUUGGGAACUCUUUAUUUCAUGACGAGGCCGAGGAACGUCUACUUGGUCGAUUUCGCGUGUUACAAGCCUAACCCAGAGGUUAUGUGCAGUAAAGAAAUUUUCAUGGAAAGAUCGAGACAGGCCAGAAUAUUUACCGAAGAAAAUUUGGCUUUCCAGAAGAAAAUCUUGGAACGAUCGGGAAUAGGACAGAAGUCAUAUUUCCCAGAAGCCCUUUUACGUGUCCCUGCAAAUCCUUGUAUGGCUGAAGCCAGAAGGGAGGCUGAAAUGGUUAUGUUUGGUGCCAUUGAUGAUCUUUUGGCUAAGACAGGGGUAAAGGCUAGGGAUAUUGGGAUUCUUGUGGUGAACUGCAGUUUGUUUAAUCCAACACCAUCACUUUCUGCUAUGAUAGUGAAUCAUUACAAGCUUAGGGGUAAUAUUUUGAGCUAUAAUCUUGGUGGGAUGGGGUGCAGUGCUGGAUUGAUUUCUAUUGAUCUUGCCAAACAACUUCUACAGGUUUGACUUUUUACUUUACGAGGUGUUUUUUUACCAGUUAAUAUCUAUUGUCCAAAGCUGUCUUCCCUUGCAAAUGGACACAUCAUGAAAAAUUGUGUACAUUUGCAAUUGAGUGGACAGCAAAAAUGGACAGUAUAUCUCAACUCGUUUUUUAUAUGCAGUAUUCAAUGGUACUGAGUAGUACAAUAUA